AUGUCUCAAAACCAAGCCCUUAUUCAAGAUCUGGUCCAUUGGGGAGAAGUGCAGGGAUCGUACCUCAAUCCCAAUGUCGAGAUAUACCAGGACCCUGUAACGGGACUGUCCUUCAGAGCGAUCAACAACCACACUUCUGGGUCGAAGGUAGCCACAUGUUCGUAUCAGACAUCUCUCUCGUACCUCAACGCCAUAGAGACACAUAAGUUUCUUCGUCAUAGCGAGCCAUUCCCGGCAGAAUUUUUGAACACUUUGAGUCGAGACGACCCGAAUAUUAUCGGUCACUUCUUUCUCAUGCAACAAUAUCUCAUGGGAGAAGCGUCGUUUUGGUGGCAUUAUAUCAGGCUUCUCCCCCAACCUGAUCAGCCCCAGAGCCUUGGAAUACCCAUCUGGUGGCCCCAAGCCGAUCGAAGAUUCCUCGAUGGAACGAACGCAGAACCGCCACUACAAAAACGAAAGGACCUGUGGAAGGCCGAGUGGAGUAAAGGUAUCGCCAUCCUUCGGAAUCACUUAACAAACUGGCGAGACUAUAGUUAUGUCAUUUACCAAUGGGCUGCUACUAUAUUUGGGAGCAGAAGUUUUCGUGCAUCGUUGACAAUACCAGAAGGCUUUCUGCAAGAUGCUCUAAACUUGGACCAUGUCAGAAGGGAUCGAUUCUCAGUUCUUCUUCCUAUUUUGGAUAUUGGAAACCACAAUGGUUUAAACAAUGUGGAUUGGAUACCGAAUAAUGAAGGACUGAGCCUGUCGAUCCGUGACUCAGUUCCCCAAGGCAGUCAGAUCUUUAACUACUAUGGAAACAAAUCCAACAGCGAGCUUCUAGUGGCUUAUGGGUUUACUCUUCCAGCAAACUCACUGCCCAAUCAUCUUGAUCGAGAUGUUGUGAAUUUGAAAUUGAAGCCUAGUCCGGAAGUUCUGUCUUUGCGUCGGACUCAGCGCUGUCAUGUAAUCCCUCCUGUGGAAGAAGAGGAAUAUACUUUUGCAGUUCAAAAGCAACCUUUUCGUGAGAGUGGUUUGGAAGAUCUCAGGGUCUUCUCAGAUGGUCUGAUAGACCUCAUUAUAUGCAUGGUAGCCAAUAACCGUGAAAAGCGAUAUCUUUCAGCCAACCCAGAAUACUGCCCAGAGAAAGAUGUGAACCUGAUCGGAGGUUGUCUAACUCGGAGCACCUUACAGGCUUUGUAUGUUUUACAUCUCAAGCUUGGCAUUGAACAGAGGAGGAUCAAAGAAAUAGAAAGAGAUCUGCCGAGCCCAGCGAACAACAACCAGAGAUUGGCAAUGGACUACCGGAAUCGACAGCAUGCGGUUCUGUCCUCUGCCUCCCACAAACUUGGGAUACGGCUCGAUUUAGCAUUAGGGUUCAGCUCUUUCUGCCAACAUGCAGACCACCAAGCUUCAAGUGGAUCUGGCGACGAGCACCCUACUCACAUGCACCUUCACGUGGAGUUGUUGUCUCUCGAGUGUGCGUUUGAAUGGCUGCGCCUAAACUACCAGGAUAUCUUCGAUGCUGUUGUAAAGAUGAUAGCCGAGGACCAGGAGGAAUCACUGCCGCUGAAUUGGGCCAUCCUUGUUGAGGAGUGGGAUCAUUCCUAUUGGAUCGUGUGGAUAUUUACCGUCUGGUUGCUGUGGGCGCGGGACGGAGAAGCAUUCAGACAGCGCCACAAGAAUCUGAGUUCUUGGCUAUCAUAUAUGAACGAAGCCUUCGAUUCCGAGCUGGCCUUAAAUGAUGCCGCCGAUACUCUCUACGCCGACCCAUCAGAACAAGAGACAAUCAACCUAAUGACGGAAGGCAUUGCACGUAUUCCCCAAUUAAUCAACUCAGAUCUAAGGGAAUGGUUAGCAGACCCCUCAUCCAUCACGAGGCUGCGGAAUUUCGCGAGUUUCGUAGCGCAGGAAGAAACGUUCUCUGUGCGUUACAAAAUGCAGGAAGGCGCACGGCCACUCGUCGAGCAGAAGGUUCUUUGUAUAACCAAGAGCACGGAGAGGGGGGGAGCACAGAGCGCGGCAGGGGCUUGGACGCGCUUCUUUGAACAGGGUCCCAGACUUAACUAAACUUGUAAUUGUUCUAAUAGUACGGUAUUCCGUGUUGUGUGAUUGAUUGGCCUCUAUCGAGUGGAG
Amorphotheca resinae ATCC 22711 is the source of this 2112-nucleotide messenger RNA. RefSeq lists its product as hypothetical. Gene Ontology annotation, biological process: peptidyl-lysine monomethylation. Gene Ontology annotation, cellular component: nucleus. Gene Ontology annotation, molecular function: protein-lysine N-methyltransferase activity. Lineage: Eukaryota; Fungi; Ascomycota; Leotiomycetes; Helotiales; Amorphothecaceae. The transcript has 3 exons. Bases 1 to 2046 code for a protein of 681 amino acids. The record is from RefSeq and is a predicted model, not a curated record.